AUGACUUGUGACGGCGCAAUCUUGUUCUACCACCCUCUCUUUCCCAGGAGCUUCGAGAACUUAACAAGACACUCACUGAGAUUUCCGCUGAUGCCGAAGUCUUGCCGCCUCGGGGCAAGAAGAUUGCACCAAAUCGGGGUACUUGGAGUGAAACAGCCAAAGUCAUGGGGGUCAAAGCAAAGAGCUCCAGAAAACGGAAGCAUGAUGAUCCUUACAGUGGCGGCCAAAGCAGCGGGAAGCUCGCCAAGCCAGAUGCUCACACGCCAAAGAAAGUGA
Molecule: messenger RNA, 276 nt
Organism: Mycena citricolor
Lineage: Eukaryota; Fungi; Basidiomycota; Agaricomycetes; Agaricales; Mycenaceae
Source: the annotation of a GenBank genome assembly